GCAUGUUUAUAUUGUUUGAUUUUAUAUAUUUUUUAAUUGGAAAUCGUUACACAUAAAUGUAAUAGUUCUUUAAUCGCGCACGCUAAUUGUUUCCACAUUACCCGAGUCCCGACAGACUUCGUCGCUCGACGAUGUUUUAGUAGAAGGGCAAUAACAUGUCAAAGUGCGACGUUACAGAAGCCAGUCUCCCUCUCAACUCUCCUGCUUUUCUUUCUUGGCGUAAACUUCAAUUAAGUAGAGCUAAACUGAAGGCUUCAAGUAAAACAUCAGCGCUUUUAUCAGGUUUUGCUAUGGUGGCAAUGGUAGAAAUGCAAAUUAACGAAAAUACUAAGAAAGAUCUACCAGAAUUUCAAGGAAUGUUUAUAGCAUUUGCUAUAUGCACCACCCUUUUAGUUGCUGUUCACAUGUUGGCUCUAAUGAUAAGUACAUGUAUUUUACCAAACAUUGAUGCCAUAUGUAAUCUCCAUUUGGUAAGUCUCGUACAUGAAGCUCCACAUGAACGUUUACAUUGGUAUAUAGAAACUGCGUGGGCGUUUUCAACACUUCUUGGUCUUUUAUUGUUCUUAGCUGAAAUUGCCAUAUUAUGUUGGCUUAAAUUUUAUGAUACAUCUAAAUCUGCAGCAUGGUCUGCCGUUAUUAUUUUGAUCCCUGUCCUAGUGAUAUUUUUAGCAUUUGCAAUACACUUCUAUCAAUCUAUGAUGGCCCAUAAGUAUGAAGUGACUGUGAGUGGUAUUAGACAAUUAGAGCUUCUGAAAGAACAAAUUGAGGCUGGUAACUUAGAACGCUCAAAUGGAUUGUUAAUGAAUGCGUCAACCACACAAAUUGUUUGACAGUACAUUCAAGUGAUGCAUAUGUCCUAAAAACAGUUCCGUUCUUAUAAUAAAUAUAAUUUUUUAUUUUAAUAAAUAAAAUGUUGUUUGAAUUAUUA
Messenger RNA from Acyrthosiphon pisum (pea aphid), 928 nucleotides. RefSeq names its product calcium release-activated calcium channel protein 1. Bases 156 to 830 code for a protein of 224 amino acids. Gene Ontology annotation, molecular function: store-operated calcium channel activity. The record is from RefSeq and is a predicted model, not a curated record. The transcript is spliced from 3 exons. Lineage: Eukaryota; Metazoa; Arthropoda; Insecta; Hemiptera; Aphididae. Gene Ontology annotation, biological process: store-operated calcium entry. Gene Ontology annotation, cellular component: membrane.